AUGGCUCCUUGGACACACCUGCUUAGAUUCCUCGCAGAGGAAGACGGCCAGGUGCAUCUGGGUCAGGUUGAUUCCAAGAAGUGGCCCGAUGUCGGACUAGCAAUAUACAAUGGCGAAAGGGUCGAUGUCAAGCUGGUAACCGGGUCAGUCUUUGACGGUGUCGUGACGAAUACCACGAUGCACAUAUCAAAGCUCCUACCUCCCCUGGAGAUAUCUGAAGUGCCAAUCAUCCGCUGCUUAGGCUUAAAUUAUUACGAAGCUGCAAAGGAAGCAAAGGCACCUGUACCUGAAGUCCCCGUCUUGUUCGUCAGACCACGUACUGCGCUCAAUGGACCAUAUCCAGCUGCAAUCAACAUUCCGAAAAUUGCACAGGAUGGAACGAGCGACUAUGAGGCGGAGCUGAGCAUAGUGUUGUCAAAGACUGGUCGGGACAUAUCGGAAGACGAGGCAAUGGAUUAUGUGCUGGGGUACUCGUGUAGCAACGAUGUCAGCGCUCGCACACAGCAGUUCAAGAACAGCCAGUGGUCGUUCUCGAAAGGCCUCGACGGCUCUUGUCCUAUCGGCCCCAUCCUCGUCGCCCCUUCUGUGAUAGAGGAUCCGCAUAAUCUGAAGAUUCGAGCAAUCUACAACGAUGGUGUCGUGCAAGAUGCCAAUACGCAGGACAUGAUCCAUAAGAUCCCAAAGACCAUUGCUUUCCUAUCGCAAGGUACUACGCUGGAACGAGGCACCAUUAUCAUGACUGGUACUGGUCCUGGCGUCGGCCUGUUCCGCAAUCCCAAGGUGGUGCUCAAUCACGGCGACGACAUACGGGUGGAAAUCGAAAAGAUCGGCACCCUUAUCAACAAAGUACAUUACGAACAAGAAUAG
This is a messenger RNA of Cladophialophora carrionii CBS 160.54, 867 nucleotides long. RefSeq lists its product as uncharacterized. The coding region runs from base 1 to 867 and encodes 288 amino acids. NCBI's taxonomy places the organism in Eukaryota, Fungi, Ascomycota, Eurotiomycetes, Chaetothyriales, Herpotrichiellaceae. Gene Ontology annotation, molecular function: catalytic activity. The transcript is spliced from 4 exons. The record is from RefSeq and is a predicted model, not a curated record.